UGCAGGUCUGACGUUGCAGAACGAAGACCUUUAUUUUGACGACCACAAGACCGGACAUGUCAUAUUUGCGUUGCACGUUGUCUAACCGUAUCUAUUGGACAAUUUUACGCCUAUGAAUGCGAUGUGGAGAGUAGCUAUGUCGGAAGAGGUUGGGAAGAAGAUGCAGGCGGUGUUGGACCGGGUAAAUCUGGCGGUCACCCGACGCCCUAAGACAUUACCGUGCAUUGCACCUAGGUUAGUUGCUGUGAGUAAAACCAAGCCUCCAGACAUGGUAGUUGAGGCUUAUAAACAUGGGCAACGCAACUUUGGAGAGAACUAUGUAAAUGAGCUUGUGGAGAAAGCCUCUCACCCUCUGAUUUUGACAUUGUGCCCUGAAAUUAAAUGGCAUUUCAUUGGACAUCUACAGAAGGGCAAUGUUAAUAAACUAUUAGGUGUUCCAAAUCUUUACAUGGUUGAGACAAUCGACUCUGUAAAACUGGCUGACAAACUUAACAGUUCAUGGCAGAAAUUACGAUCUUCUAACACCCAGGGGUUAAAGGUCAUGGUACAGAUCAACACCAGCGGCGAGGAAAACAAACAUGGCCUGAAUCCUGAUGAAACUGUUGAUACAGUGAAACACAUUGUAUCUAAUUGCCCUGCUUUGGUCUUCUCUGGACUCAUGACUAUUGGUCGUUAUGGUUAUGAUCUCAGUGAAGGCCCCAAUCCAGAUUUUCAGAUCUUGAUAAUGCGUCGUGAAGAGGUGUGUGAGUGUCUAAAACUUCCACUGGAACAUGUUGAGCUCAGUAUGGGCAUGUCCACAGACUUUGAACAUGCGAUUGAGGUAGGCUCCACUAAUAUCCGUGUUGGUAGCACCAUUUUUGGAACACGGGAAUAUCCAAACACACCUAGCCCCAGCCCAGAAAAGAAGCCAGAGGUAACAUCUGCGGAAUCAGCAAAGAAGAUGGAACAUCUUACAGUAAAAGAGCAUUAAAUAAUAGAAACAGUGAUGCACACUUAAUCCAGAUGGCUUAAGAGAACCCAGCCAUAUGAAAAUUAAAUAUAGACCUGGUCUUCCUAGGAAAUGACCAGGCAGAAAAUGUGAAGGUAAGUUUCCUCUCAUCUACACAUAAGUUUGUCUAAUUUCAAACAUUUUUACCAUUUAUAGCAUACUAGUUAAAAGUUUUAUUUAAAAAUUAAAACACAUUUUGCAUUUCUUACCUAAACUGUUUAACUGUAUAAUGUAUGGUCAUUGAAUGAAGUGUGGAUUGCAGUGUUUUCUGUCAGUAGACCACUUUUUCUGUGACUCAUUAUGAAAUGAUGACCUAAAAAGAGAAACUGUUGAUAUAUGCACAUGUUUUGCAUAAUUACUUGUACUGUUGCUGUGAAAACUGUUUUCGAGGAAUUGGCAUUUGCUAUUAUUCAAACGUUCAUAUAUAAACAUUUGUAUAAACUUUAAAUUCGAAUGGACAAGUUCCAGAGAAAUAGUGGAUGUGUGAUUUAGAACUUUAAAAACAUUUUGUUAAUUAUGGUUGUAUGGCAUUUAACCAGAAUUUGUUUUGGAUAUUUUUAUGGUGAUAAAUAAAACAAACUAUUUACUAUGUGCAAAUGCCUCUGAAAGGUAAAAUAAAUAUCAAUUCUGAAACGAUAGAUAUACAGAAUAGAUAUACAGAAUUAAUUAUACAACCUGAAUUGUGGAAAUCUUGGGACAUUUUUUAAAUUUGAAUAAAAUGAAAACUAAAAUACUUUUAAAUCACAUGAGCCAAUAUUUCUUCACAAUGGAAAAUUGAUAACAAAUGUUUAACCAGAGAAAUGGUACACUUUUAUCCAAUAAAUGAGCUCAUUUCAAAUUUAAUGCCUGCGCAAGGUCUCAAAAAAGUUGACACAGGCAGUGGCUGAAAAAGCAAGAAAUUUUUAAAAGAUUCAGAUCUAGCAACUAAAGGUCUGUUACAUGAUUAGCUAUAAAAGGGAUGUGUUAUAGAGGCAGAGUUUCUCAGAAGUAAAGAUGAGGAGAGGCUUUCCAAUCUGUGAAAUGGUAUGUAAAAAGAUUGUGGAUUACUUUUAAAAAAAAUAUUCGUCAACGUCAAAUUGCGAAGGCUUGCAAAUUUCUUUAGCAUUUCUGUGCAUAAGGGACAAGGCCAAAGACUGCAAUAUUGUGUUAAUAUUGGCUCAUGUGAUUUAAGAGUAUUUUAGUUUUCAUUUUAUUCAAAUUUAAAAAACCACCCAACAUUUUCAGAAUUCAGGGUGUGUGUGUGCGCACAUGCUAGAGUACACAAUAUUCAGGGUCUGGAAUAACAAUUUUUGAUCAUACGUAGUCACAAGUUUAUACAGUCUGGUCAAACCAAGACAUAUUUCUAGCCUAAAUUAUAAGUUAUAUCUGCUCAAUUUGCUAAGCAAUUUACAUUUUCAGAAAUUACCCAGACCUUUUAGUUCCUCAGGACCUCUUGGGUCCACUUGGCUAUAUACCGUUGUAGAAAGGACUUUAUUUACAUUUACAUUAUUUACUGUCCAAUGUCUCCCAAAUGAGGAUGGUUCCCUUCUAAGCCUGAUUCUGGUGGAAUUGGAAUUAUGCAACCAAGAGCUCCUGAGGAACUAAUAGGUCUGUGUAAUUUCUGAGUUCAUAACAGAAUUAACACUAAUCCCUUCCUGUCUAAGUCUUCAAAUGUUCACUGAUGAAGAUCCGAGCACAAAGCUGACUAAUGCAAUGGCAGUUCAAAGUGGGUUUGAUAGUCUCCAAGUGGUUGUAUCUUCAGUAAUCCCAAGGGUCACAAGCUGCCAAUGCAGAUCUAUCCCAGCACAGUACACUACCAUAUGAUGAGACUCCUACCAUGGAAGAGUGUCAAGAUGGAUCAGGCAGGUCUGGAAAGAGGAACCCAUGAGUGGUAGGGACACAGAGAGAAUUAUUAAGUAUGCUUGUAAUCAAGUGAUGGUUAAAGACUAAGUACAUUAUGUGCAAAGUGCAGACAGGGACUCUAGCAAGACUAGCGAUUAAAAAAAGGAGAGCCGGAAGAUGACACAAACCUUAGGGCUUCCUGGGAAAUAAAGCAUCUAACCUCUCCACAGUCAGCAAACCUGAGCAACUUGGAUGUUUGGAUGCUGUCGCCUUCCCAACCUCACAAGUUCACCAAACACUCUAAGCUCAAUCUCUGCUAAGAAAAAUUUCUAGCCACAAACAACUUUGUCAGGACAACACACAAAAAUAUUGUAUUAAUCAUUAUCAAGAAUUUAACAGAUUGGAGAUUUAAAGGGCUAUAUAACAGUACACUUGUAUCAAUCAAGAAUACAAAUACAUUCUUUCAUGCGAAAUGGAAUUGUUUGUUAAGUUAUUUCGUUACUGCGCAUGUAUGAUGUGAACACAUUUCCACUUCUGAUUAUUGAGAUGAGUCAUUAAAUAAAAAGUUGUGUGCUGUUCAAAGAAA
This is a messenger RNA of Tachysurus vachellii, 3395 nucleotides long. RefSeq names its product pyridoxal phosphate binding protein (gene plpbp). Gene Ontology annotation, cellular component: intracellular anatomical structure. Bases 113 to 970 code for a protein of 285 amino acids. Lineage: Eukaryota; Metazoa; Chordata; Actinopteri; Siluriformes; Bagridae. The record is from RefSeq and is a predicted model, not a curated record. The transcript is spliced from 8 exons. Gene Ontology annotation, molecular function: pyridoxal phosphate binding.